This is a messenger RNA of Aspergillus ibericus CBS 121593, 1194 nucleotides long. RefSeq lists its product as uncharacterized. NCBI's taxonomy places the organism in Eukaryota, Fungi, Ascomycota, Eurotiomycetes, Eurotiales, Aspergillaceae. The transcript is spliced from 4 exons. The coding region runs from base 1 to 1194 and encodes 397 amino acids. The record is from RefSeq and is a predicted model, not a curated record.
AUGGCUGAGGAUCAAAACCUCCAGCAAUGGGCCACGGCCACUACGGCUGCCGUGACGGUGCUAGCUUUUGUGUGUGUCUGUCUGCGUGUGCUUUCACGAUUAGAACGGAAACAGAAACUCUGGUGGGAUGACUGGAUGAUUAUCUUCUCCAUGGCAUGGAAUCUCCUCGUCGUCGGCUUCAUCUUCGCCAUGAUCCACACCGGCAUGGGCAUCCACGCCACCCAGCUCUCCGACACCCAAAUCAUCCUCAUCGCCAAAUACCUCGUGGUGGCCGAAAUCCUCUACGUCUUCAACCUAGUCUGGACCAAACUCAGCAUCCUGCUAAUGUACUACCGCAUCUUCCACUUUCCCUACUUCAAGAAAUGGGCCUACGCUAUCGGCACCUUUGUCAUUCUCUGGGUGAUUUGCAUCACGUUUCUGUUUAUUUUCAUUUGUGUGCCUGUGCAGAAACUCUGGUAUCCGAGUCUUCCGGGGCAUUGUAUUAGUCAAGUCGGGACGUGGAUUGCCAAUGCAACGUCCACUAUUGCGACGGAUUUGAUUAUUCUUUUCUUGCCCCUGCCGCAGGUGUGGAAGUUGCAGUUGAGGUUGUCAGAGAAGGUGGCCCUGACGGUGGCGUUUGGAUUGGGGUUUUUUGUAAUCUUCGCCUCCGCAUACCGCUUCACCGUCCUCUUCAGCUACACGGCCCUCGACUCAAGCUACACUCUCGCCCCAACCGUCGGCUGGACCGCCAUCGAAAUGUCCGCCGGCAUCGUCUCCGCGUGCCUCCCCACCAUCCGUCCCGCCUUACAACUCUGUGUGCGCAAACUCGGGAUCCAGCGGUUCAUGCCUGCGUUGCUGCGGAGUCGGUCGGGGGGGUUAUCGUCCAAGACGCAUCCGAGUCAGGGGGUGGGGGAUGCGAGUGUGGUGGAUAGUACGGCGGGGAUGAUUGGGGGGAAGAGGAGGUCGUUUUAUUGUUUGCCGGAUGAGGAGGGGGAUGUUGGGAUGGGAAUGGGGGGGAUGGUGGGACAGCAGAUUCGGUUGGAUGAGGUGUUGAGGCCGAAGCAUGAUCGGGGUUUGACGGUGACGAAUAUUAGGGGGAGUAGGGGGGUGGAGUUAGGUGGGGGAGGUGAUAGGGGGGAUGGAGGGGAGGGAGAUGGGGAUGAGGUGCCGUUGCAUGGGAUAAGGGUGCAGAAGGAUUUUAGACAGGAUUGUUAG